UCAUUCUAUAGUUAUAAACCUGUCAAGACUAAAACAUACACACGGAUUUAAACAUUGUCUCUGCUCUAUAUAAUUCGCUCAAAUUUCACAGUGCGAUUUAAUAAUUAUGCUUAUAAUUAUGAAUUGACGGUAAUACAUGUAAUAUAAUGAUCAAAUCGCCCAGAAUGUUUCUUCUAAUGUCCCUUGUUUGGGCCUUGUGGUUAAUGAUUAUUUCUAUGGCCAAUGGAGCUACUACUGGAAUACGGGAGCAAGCCGUUUUUAAAUUUAAACAUCAUAACAAUAAGGAAAUGUAUGAGACUUUGUUAACAAUACACAAAAAAUGCCCAAGAAUUACUAGUGUAUACAGUCUGUCAGAAACUUCUGUUGAAGGUCGCCCUCUAAUGACUAUUGUAUUCUCAUUACAUCCUACAUUGCACAAGCCAAUGGUCCCUGAAUUUAAGUAUAUAGCUAACAUGCAUGGAAAUGAAGUACUAGGAAGAGAACUAUUACUUAAAUUAGCCGAUUUCCUAUGUGAAGAAUUUCUUGCUGGUAACGAAGAAAUUGUUAAGCUAAUAACUAAAACUAGGAUACACCUAAUGCCAUCAAUGAAUCCUGAUGGAUGGCAAAAAUCAACAGAUGACGGAGGAAGCAAUUACCUAGUGGGAAGAGAUAAUGCGGCUGGGGUAGAUUUAAAUAGAAAUUUUCCAGACUUGGAUCGCAUAGUAUACGACAAUGAAGCAUACUAUAAAGAUAUUAACAAUCACUUAAUGCAAAUGUUAGAUCAUUUGCAAUUUCCGAUACAACCAGAGACAAAAGCUGUAAUGAAAUUGAUUAUGUCCAUACCAUUUGUAGCAUCUGCAAAUCUCCACGGAGGUGAUUUAGUCGCAAACUAUCCAUAUGAUGCUAGUAGGUAUGGAAACGUACAAGGUGAAUAUGCUAAAAGUCCAGAUGAUGAUACAUUCAGAUGGUUAGCUCUAUCAUACGCAAAUCAACAUGCUGAUAUGGCUAACGCUAAUAGAUUACCAUGUAGAGGAGGUGAUAUAAAUUUUGGUAAAGAAGGUGGUAUAACAAAUGGUGCUAAGUGGUACAGUGUCAGAGGAGGUAUGCAAGAUUUUAAUUACUUGUCGUCUAAUGAUUUUGAAAUAACUUUGGAGUUGGGUUGUGAUAAAUACACCCCUGAAAACGCAUUAGAAAAAGAAUGGGAAAGGAACAAAAAUGCGCUUAUCAAUUUAAUUUGGCAGGUCCAUAUAGGGGUAAAAGGUUUUGUUCAAGAUUCUGUUACAUUACAACCAUUACAAAAUGCGUUCAUUAGAGUAGUAAACGUGACAAAUGGUAUUGAGACACCAAUUUUUCACGAUAUAACGUCAGUUCAAAAUGGUGAUUACUAUAGACUUUUAACGAACGGAGAAUACCGAAUUACUGCCUCCGUGGACGGUUAUUUGUCAGAAACUAAAAUGGUAACAGUGGAAAAUAAACAAUACAACGAAGCAAAAAUGCUAAAUUUUGUUUUACAGCCAAUAAUUCAACCUCUAUUCAAUGAACAGCAUAAACGACUGGCUUUAUAAAAUCUAUAUGUAGAUGGAGCAUCACACCAUGUUUAAUUUACUCAUGAAUUAGUAUUACAUCAAUAAAUAU
Messenger RNA from Daktulosphaira vitifoliae (grape phylloxera), 1614 nucleotides. RefSeq names its product carboxypeptidase E-like. Lineage: Eukaryota; Metazoa; Arthropoda; Insecta; Hemiptera; Phylloxeridae. The record is from RefSeq and is a predicted model, not a curated record. Gene Ontology annotation, molecular function: metallocarboxypeptidase activity; zinc ion binding. The coding region runs from base 147 to 1544 and encodes 465 amino acids. The transcript has 10 exons. Gene Ontology annotation, biological process: proteolysis.